AUGGGAUCAGCCGGAUAUGUCGCUCGCCGCAUCGCCUUCGGACACGUCGCUCACAUCGUCGUCACCUUCGCCGGCAUCGUCGUCACCUUCGACGGCGCCUCCAUCACCAUCGUUGACCACGUCACCUUCCUUCACACCGCUCGGCCAGUUCCCUCCCAGGAGCCGGUCACUGGCUUGUGGGAAGUGGCUACCCUCGCCUGCUCGCCGUCCUUCGCCGUCGCCGGUCUCCAUUCGCCAUCCCCUGUUGGCUGCCGCCCUCAGCCCCUCACUGCCGCUCGGUUCAGUGAGUUAACUGGCUUUUGUACUGGUAUAGCCCCAGAUGUGGUUGGGACAUACAACGACCUUCGUGAUCGAAUAUUUUCUAAACAUCUAGAUUUGUUCCCCGAGAAGGCUUCUACUAUAGUACCCAACGAAGAACCCCGUAAAAGGCGCCUCCUCAUCCGUCAUUCUGUCGAGCAACUCAGACGCGCCGCCGUUGCUAUGCUUCUCCGACCCCGCCCCUUCCUCCUGCAGGCCCUCACACCGCUUCCCUUCUCCUGUGGCCCCCUCGCGGUCCGCCGCACGCUCUCAGCGCACGCCGCGGCAGCCGGGGCCGCCCCCCGCGGCGAUGCGCCCGCGCCGGCGCGAACCCGCCACAAGAACUCCCGGAAGGCCGAGCCGCCUAGGGUGCCCACGGAUACGGCGCUGUUCUUCCCGCCGGGGGUAGACCGUGACGCGGCUGUGGCGGCGGAGAUGUUGAUUCCGGGGUCGAACAUCGUGGUGGGACCGUACGCCGGGGACGCGAGGGUAAAGGAGGCUGAGUUCAUCGGGUGCAGCGCGCACGCCCGGGACUGCCCGAAGGACGACCGCCCCGAGUUCGCCGUCCUCGGCCGCUCCAACGUCGGCAAGUCCUCUCUCAUCAAUACGCUCACGCGCCGCAAUGAAGUCGCACUCACCUCCAAGAAGCCUGGGAAGACUCAAACAAUUAACCACCAUUUGAUUAACAAGAGUUGGUACCUUGUGGAUUUGCCUGGUUACGGGUUUGCAGCUGCGUCCAAGACAGCUCGAACGGAUUGGUCUUCAUUUACCAAGGGGUAUUUCUUGAACAGGGACACUUUGGUCGGUGUACUGCUCCUUGUUGAUGCUAGUGUUCCAACUCAACAAAUUGACCUCGACUGUGCUAACUGGCUUGGUCGUAACAAUGUCGGGCUAACCUUUGUGUUCACCAAGUGUGACAAAGUAAAGAAAGGCAAAGGGGGUCGGCCUGAUGAGAACAUCAAAGUGUUCCUGGAGAACAUCGGUUCGCUCUAUCCAAGGCCUCCUCCAUGGAUCAUGACGAGCAGCACCACAGGACUAGGCCGCGACGGGCUGCUCCUCCAUAUGUCGCAGCUGAGGAACUACUGGGACAAUGAGGCAACCUAGGUCAGUGCUUCUUCAGGCUUGGGACAGCUAAAGCUAGGAGCAACAGUACUUGCAGAAGAGAGCAGCACAAACCGAUCAUCCUGCCUGACGAACUUCAGUUUCUGGACUUCACCGAUGGAUCGUGCUUUGCAUAGACUUCAGGUUCAGUUUCAUUGCGCUGGCCUCUUGAUGUAUAGCGGAAGAUGAUUCACGAUACGCAGACAUGAUACAGUAAUACCGCGCCCCUUCUGGUCCAUGUUUGUUGUAGUAAUAUUUGGCUCACCUGCGGAAGUAAAGUCUCGUCCACUUGUUACGAUA
Molecule: messenger RNA, 1698 nt
Organism: Triticum aestivum (bread wheat)
Lineage: Eukaryota; Viridiplantae; Streptophyta; Magnoliopsida; Poales; Poaceae
Product: GTP-binding protein At2g22870
Exons: 7
Coding region: 1-1401 (466 amino acids)
Molecular function (GO): GTP binding
Source: RefSeq, a predicted model, not a curated record